UGCGCACAGUUGAAUCCCGUGGCGGGGGAAUCGAGACGAAAACAACAAACUUUUAUUUAUUCCCCAUUCAACCUCUGCAGGACGGUUUCACUGUACUAAUUAUUACUUUUUUUGUUUGAAUCUGAACUGGAAGAUGGUUGAAGGUCCGGGCUGCACGUUGAACGGAGAGAAGAUCCGCUGUAAAGUCCAACAGGGACAGAAACUAAAGGAAACCAGAGGCAGCCUGGUGACAUCCAAAAAAAACAACCCUGCAGGAAAUGCCUUCCACGGUUUUGUUGGUUGUGCAUACACCGGAGUGCAAACUGUGGGCAAAGAGCUCUUCAUGUACUUUGGUCGGAAAGCAUUGAGAGUCCAUUUUGGGAUGAACGGAUCAAUGCGUAUAAACCCCGCUGAGAGGAAGGAAAGAACCGGCUCCGCACCAGUGCUGCAAAUACACCUGACUAACGACACUGUGUGCUUCUUUGACAGCACGGUGGAAAUAAGGUUGACGGAGGACUGUGAGCAAAGGGUGAGGACCUUGGAGAGUCUGGAUGUGUGCUCCCCGAAGUUCAGCUUCCCCCGCUCCGUGGAGGCAGUGAGGAGCCAGAGCAGCAGGAUGCUCUGCGACGUUCUCCUGGACCAGGCCGUCAUGCCGGGAGUCGGCAACAUCAUUAAAAACGAAGCCCUGUUUGACUCGGGCCUCCAUCCAGCCGUGAAGGUUCAACAGCUGAAAGACGAGCAGAUCCAACACUUGGUGAAGAUGACGCGUGAUUUCACUCUUCUGUUUUACAAGUGUCGCAAAUCUGGCUCUCCUCUCUACAAACAUUACAAAGUCUACAAGCGUCCCCAGUGCGGCCAGUGCUCUCAUGUCAUCACGGUCUGUCGUCUUGGAGACAACGGCAGGAUGACUUACUUCUGCGGGAGCUGUCAGAAGGGAGAUCCCAGCGGGGUCGACGUCAGUAAGCUCCCAGCCAGGAACAGUUUGAUUAACUGGGCCCGCAAUGACAGGACCAACGAUAACGUGGCUAAGAGGGAGGAAGAGGACUGGGCCUGUCAACUCUGCACGCUCGUCAACCAGCCAGCGGCAAAAGCCUGUGACGCCUGCCUCACUCCGAGACCUGAGGUCCACAAAGAUGACAUUAACACUGAGGCAUCACCCUUCACCACUGAUUUGAUUAAAUACCCCUGCACUGCCUUCAAGAAGCCACAGGAGGAGCUCAAAGUCAACUGGAGGUCUGCGUUCGGGACUUCCACCCUUGUUUUCUCCGACUUGAGCAAGAAGCCAAAGCCCGUAAACUCCCCGCUCUCCCCGGCCGGCAGUCAUUUGAAUUCCUUGGCGGCGGAGCGAGGUUUAUAUAAAUACAGCGUCUGCCAAGGGACAACAAGCCCCAAUUAUGCCUCUGGUGGCUGGCAGAGGCAAAGUGCCGAGCUCUCCAAUGGGGAAUCACUGGCCUCCUACAGUCACCCAUCCAAGAAAAUGAGAAUUGAUCACAGCCCCUUUCCCAGUAACAAUGCUCAAAAUGGAGCCCCCAACUCAGGUAAGCGCAAAAUGGAAACGACAAGCCGCAGCCCCUCCGGUUCCCCCAGUCCCAGUGCCCCUUGUUGUGCAUCCCAUGGUCGCCCAGCUGUCCUCAGAGUGGUCCACAAGGACGGGGAGAAUAAGGGACGACAGUUCUACUCCUGCUCGCUUCCCAGAGAAACCAAGUGUAACUUCUUCGAGUGGGCUGACUCGCACUUCCCCUUUUGUCACCACGGGAAACGCUGUUUAAUGAGGACAGUUCUGAAACUGGGACCCAACAAUGGACGGAAUUUCUACAUUUGCAGCUUUCAAAAGGGUAAACAGUGUGACUUUUUCCAGUGGGCAGAGAAUGGACCGGGAGUUUCAAUCCUCCCUGGUUGUUAACG
This is a messenger RNA of Anoplopoma fimbria (sablefish), 1884 nucleotides long. RefSeq names its product nei-like DNA glycosylase 3 (gene neil3). The coding region runs from base 134 to 1882 and encodes 582 amino acids. The transcript has 10 exons. Gene Ontology annotation, biological process: base-excision repair. Gene Ontology annotation, molecular function: zinc ion binding; DNA-(apurinic or apyrimidinic site) endonuclease activity; DNA N-glycosylase activity. Lineage: Eukaryota; Metazoa; Chordata; Actinopteri; Perciformes; Anoplopomatidae. The record is from RefSeq and is a predicted model, not a curated record. Gene Ontology annotation, cellular component: nucleus.